CUCAUAUCACUGAUUUACACACUGCACUUUUUAUUUCACACAAACACACAGCAAGCUGCUGUCUGACAAAAAAGAAAAUAUUCUGGCUGAUGCUGAGGUUUAAACGUGCAGAGCAUCACCAUGGAAACCGUGUCAGUUGUGCUCUUCCUGCUAUCAGCAGGAGAAAUUUCUUCCACAGCUUCUACUCCUCCAGUCCAGAGUCAACUCACUUCACUCCAUAUCAUUCCGGGUGACAUGAAUCAGACUGAGGCUCGGAAUGCUUGCAGAGAAAAAUACACUGACCUCGUCACUGUGUACUCUGAUGAAGACAACAUUAAACUGUACAACCUAAGGAUAACGGCCUGGAUCGGACUCUAUCGCAGUAAUUUCAGUGAGAAAUGGUCUAAUGGUGAUAAUGUAACAUACAGAAAUCUGACAGGGGAUUGUGGGACAUCGAGCGUCUGUGCUGUUAUGAAGGCUGAUGGUUCAUGGGAAAGUCUUCUCUGCACAGACACAAGAUAUUUCAUGUGCUAUGAACAAGCUUCCUCACAGACUCGUAAUUAUCAUCUAAUCCUUGAGACUAAGACCUGGUAUGAAGCUCAGCAUUACUGUAGACAGAGAUACACUGACCUGGUCAGCAUCAGAGAUCAGCAGCACAAUGAAGAGGUGAAGAUUAAAGGGUUAAACAGCAGAACACCCUUCUGGAUUGGCCUGCUGUGUGAUGACUGGCAGUGGAUUGAUGGAGGAAUCUCUGCCUAUAGAAACUGGUAUCAGCAGAUCGGUGCACCUUAUCCAUCACCAAACAACUGUGUAGUACUGAGUGGAGGGAGAUGGUACUCAGUCCUGUGCGAUUAUCGUUACUUUGCUUUCUGCUACUCCACUUCUACUCCUCCAGUCCAGAGUCAACUCACUUCACUCCAUAUCAUUCCGGGUGACAUGAAUCAGACUGAGGCUCGGAAAGCUUGCAGAGAAAAUUACAUCGACCUCGUCACUAUGUACUCUGAUCAAGACAACACUAAACUGGCUGAACUGAUGAUGAAGGCUGGUAUUUACGAUGCCUGGAUCGGACUCUAUCGCAGUAAUUUCAGUGAGAAAUGGUCUAAUGGUGAUCCUGUAACAUUCAGAAAUCUGACAGGGGAUUGUGGAAUAUCGAGCUACUGUGCUACUAUGAAGCCUGGUGGUUCAUGGGAAAGUCUUCAGUGCACAGCGACAAGAUAUUUCAUGUGCUAUGAUCCAGAUGCUUCCUCACAGACUCAUAAUUAUCAUCUUAUCCUUAAGAAUAAGACCUGGUAUGAAGCUCAGCAUUACUGUAGACAGAGAUACACUGACCUGGUCAGCAUCAGAGAUCAGCAGCACAAUGAAGAGGUGAUGAUUAAAGGGUUAAACAGCACCGCAUCCUUCUGGAUCGGCCUGCUGUGUGAUGACUGGCAGUGGAUUGAUGGAGGAAUCUCUGCCUAUAGAAACUGGGGUUGGCAGAGCAGUGAACCUCAUCCAUCACAAUACAACUGUGUAGUACAUUAUAUAUGGGGAUGGGGAUGGUACUCAGUCCCGUGCAAUUAUCCUUACUCUGCUUUCUGCUACUACAAUUACAUCCAUGUGAGUGAAGAGGCUCUGAGCUGGGAGAAAGCGUUGGAUUACUGUGAUAAAGGGAACAAAGCUGGAAUUCUGAUCAUCGAUUCUCAAGCUGAACAGGAACAGUUAGAGUCUGAGCUCAUGAGGAGAGGUGUCCCUCCAGGGUCUCUGUGGGUGGGGCUUGGACCAAACCGUCUCUCCGAGCUGAAGGUGUCGUCUGAGCCGCUGACCUGCGAGGACAUACAGAGACAGAGUGAAGCUGACACACACACUGCAGACGCAGCACCAGAUUAUGUGAUGGACUCCACUGAACUUCGAGUUGUGUGUAAACUGAAGUAAAACAUUUCCCUCGAUGCUGGAAGAACAGAGCACUGCAUAGUUUAGAGUUUUCCAGCACAAACUCACCUGAACACUUCAUUAUGCAUUUGUUUACUAGGUGAUGAGCUAAAUCACAGAACAGGAAAAGCCUAAAGUGUGCAGGAAGUGUUCACACACUCAGAGUUCACACAUCAAUUGGCCUUCACAAGAAUAUUAAGAAUAUAUAUAUAUUUUAUGCUGUUAAUGCGUCUCUAAAUUCUUGUUUAAGAUAAAAUUUAUUAUACUUUCUUUUCUAUUAUCAUAUCACUAAUAAGAAACUGUCAUUUUACUCUUUUUCACGAUGACUUUUGUGUUGUAUUUUCUUCAUUUACAUCAGUUG
Messenger RNA from Tachysurus vachellii, 2248 nucleotides. RefSeq names its product secretory phospholipase A2 receptor-like. The coding region runs from base 121 to 1890 and encodes 589 amino acids. Lineage: Eukaryota; Metazoa; Chordata; Actinopteri; Siluriformes; Bagridae. The transcript has 7 exons. The record is from RefSeq and is a predicted model, not a curated record.